Caenorhabditis angaria is the source of this 380-nucleotide messenger RNA. The record is from the annotation of a GenBank genome assembly. NCBI's taxonomy places the organism in Eukaryota, Metazoa, Nematoda, Chromadorea, Rhabditida, Rhabditidae.
AUGGCGGAAUUGCAGAUUUUUAAAGAACCAAUUUGUCAAUCAACAUGUAUGUCUCAUUGUUGCAAACUAUUUUGUCAUUGCAACGUAUCACGCCCAGGGGUUAAGAAAUGCACGGCGCUAAUAAUUUUCUCCGAAAUUUUAUCCACGACGCCAAAAAAAGAUCAAGUAAAUUUCGGGCUGUUUUGUGAGUAUAUUUGAAAAAAUACGUUGUUUUCACCCAUCCAAAACUUAUCAGAAACCACCCCGCCAGUUUUUAAUUGUUAUCUGCAUGGAGUUGGGAGUAUUAUGCAUUGAAAACAUUCUUUUUUUAGUUAUGGAAAUGUUCACAUCAAUCUGUCGGCAUCGCACAAAAAAAGUUUUUUGGAAGAAAUGGAGAAUAG